Carassius auratus (goldfish) is the source of this 375-nucleotide messenger RNA. Its product is annotated as DBH-like monooxygenase protein 2 homolog. NCBI's taxonomy places the organism in Eukaryota, Metazoa, Chordata, Actinopteri, Cypriniformes, Cyprinidae. Gene Ontology annotation, molecular function: copper ion binding; dopamine beta-monooxygenase activity. The annotation marks the transcript as partial. Gene Ontology annotation, biological process: norepinephrine biosynthetic process; dopamine catabolic process; octopamine biosynthetic process. Gene Ontology annotation, cellular component: secretory granule membrane. The record is from RefSeq and is a predicted model, not a curated record. The transcript has 2 exons.
AAUAUCACAUUUAGAGCAUUCGGAAUUACAAAACACUACACCUCUGUGUCUCUUCUCUGCACAGGUCGAGUUGAUAACUCAGGUCUGCGAUUCUAUCACACAUCUGAACUCCGUCAGCACGAUGCAGGUGUUUUGGGGACAGGGCUUGUAGUAGCUCCUGGGUACGCCAUCCCACCCAAAGCUAAAUCCUUCCUCACGUAUGGCUUGUGUGACACUGCUGAAAUUCCAAAGGUUCUGGAGACACCAACUGAUCUUCAGGUUUUCUCUGUGAUGCUGCACACACACUUAGCUGGACGGAAGGUGCGAGUCGGACACUUCAGGUAAACAUUUGUAAUAAUUUGUAAAUAUCUUGUAUGUAUAUAUCACUCAAAUAUG